GUAGAACCUUGGUGACCACACAGCCAACUGCUUAGAGCCAGCCGACCAGGCUCCCUUGUCUGAGACCCUAGAGGAAGCAGGAUGUUUUAUUUUUGCUGUUUUCAGACUACUCAAGUCACAGGCCACAAGAAAAACAACAGAAAAGGCUGUGGCUGUAGCUGUAGUCACAGGGUUUACUCUUACCUUCAACAGCUCUGGCCAUGUACCCGAAAGAAGGCAAACCGCAAAAGCCAGGGUGAGAAUGCAUCUGUCUCAGAAGACCAGAGGGAGCGUUGUAGAGAGUUAAGCAUAAGUGCAGACACAUUGCAAAAGUUGGUGGAGCACUUGGUGCCUUCCCUGCAGGGUGGGGACCCCUUCUUUGUCCCUGCCUUUCUCUCCACAUACAGAAGGUUUGCCACCCCGCUGCAGGUGCUGAAUCUGCUGUGUAAGCGCUAUGAAUACUUUAGCUCUAAUAAUGAAGAGGAUGAACAAGUGAAGAACACCUUCUGUAGCUUCCUGAAAACAUGGAUGGACAAGAACCCUGAGGACUUUUGGGAUCACUCAGACCUGCUCCCUCUAAAAUACCUGAAGACAUUCUUGAGUAUGAACAUGCCAGAUUCAGAUCUCAUUGUCCAUGUCAAUAAGCUCCUGACCCAGUUGCAGAACGAUCAGUACAACAUUCCAUAAGCCAAAGAUGAGGAAGACUUAGAUAUGGGGAGUGACACAUCCUCAUAGCCACAGUUUGAAGGGUAUUAACCAGUAGUGAAAACAGACACUCUGAAGCCAGAACCAACUUGAGCAGCAGAGCUAGAGAGUACAAAAGUCACCAGAAGAUGCUGUGACACAUGUAUAACUGCAGCUAGAUGUAUCAGCAGCAGUCCAGGCAGCAGGCCAGAGAGCAACUGUGACACCUGUGUCUUAGCCUGUCUGUAGAUACAGUGUAUCUUUCAUGUACCGACCCCUUGCUUCAGUGUGUCUACCUACUUAGAGAAUGGCCUUGCCCACCCCCAGGCACUUAUUUGAGUCUACCCCACAUCUGAACUGCAGACAGCUCCUGUUCUCCUGCCCUACAGAAUCUCCCUUGAUUUCACUCCAGCACACUCUUCUGAUCUGUUCAAUGUUGUGUUGGUUUUAAUACUUUGUUUAGGGUUUUCAAUUAUCUAAAACAAAACCAAUCUAAUGAGAGAAAAUGCCUGCAAAUUAUGAAUGUGCUAUUUGAUAAUACAUUAUUUUAUGAUUAUUUAAAUAGCUCUUAUGAACAAAAAAUAAUUAUAAAAUAAAUGUAAGCACAAUGAUUAAUUUUUAUGAUUUAAUUAUAACAGGUAGAAGACCUAGUCAUUGCUCCAAAGAAGAUAUAUACAUGACCAAUAAAGCACAUGAACUAA
Molecule: messenger RNA, 1364 nt
Organism: Rattus norvegicus (Norway rat)
Lineage: Eukaryota; Metazoa; Chordata; Mammalia; Rodentia; Muridae
Source: RefSeq, a predicted model, not a curated record